AUAAAUAUGGAUUACCAUCUGUUCUGAACGUCUGGAUUUGCUAUUGUUGUACAUUUAAAGACUGGUGCAGCAGUUACAAGCUCUGCUACUGUGCAGGACAGCAAAUGUAAAGAGAAAAAAACUUGUAGCUUUCAAAUACAUUAAGAUAAUGUUGGUGGAAAAAAUAGUGAAUAAACUACAGAACCAUGUGCUCUUCAAGAACUGGGCCGUGGAUCGUCUGUGGAGAUAAAUUAAUGACUGUCCCACUUGUUAAUAAUGGAAAUCCUUAGUAUUGAUCUGCAGGCCAAAGAGUAUCUGAGGUGCUCUGAAUUCUACUAGAAAAAAAUCAUUUAUUAAUGCACAGAUAGACCAACAUAUUUUGACUCAGAGACUGAGUGUGAGUGUUCACCAUCGAGUCGAAAUGUUGCUUUUUUCAUGUGAUAAUGACAUUUUUAUUGUCAAAACUCGGACUGUUGACUAAUACUAAAGAUUUCCAUGAAUCAGAAUUCAGACAGUUGCUACCGUUUUAUCUUCUUUAUCUGAAAAAAAUAGCUAAAAUAAACUCACUUAAAUUCUCAGAUAAAGUCAAAAUAAUGAUAAAUAAACACAUUACAAUAAAUAAAGAAAAUUAAUUUGGUAAAAUCAUGAGAAACAUUGCAUUUUUUUUUUCCAGAGUAAGUAAAAAUUUGUGAAGUUCUAAGUCAAGAUUCUCAAAUUAUUCAUUGUUCCCAGAGGAUGAAUCCUGAGUUUUAGUGGCGAUUUGAUUUCAUCAUUUUGCCCCUCUAGCGCCACCCUCAGGACAAAGCAUUUGUAAUACUGUACAUCUCGAACUAUCCUAAUGCAACAGCCACAUUUCAAAGGAAAAACUGAAAACAGAAUGCUCAUGGUUCAAUGAAGAGAAACCCUUUUGGUUUCAACUCCCCUAAGGGCAAAAGGUGCACUUUCAGUCUGGUUUGUUGACACAGAUGAUUACAUCAAUAUCUCACUGGAACCUAAUUUCACCUGCCAUUUUAUUUUUGCUACUGUGUCACUAUAUUUCAAAAUAUAUAAAAUAUUUGCAUCAAAAUUAUGAUUAAUUAUUCAUAGUUCCCAGAGGAUAAAUGUAGAGUGUUAGUGGCAGCCUUCAUAUUGUAGUUCUUGUGGCACCACCUUCAGGACAAAACGUGUAUAUUAUAUAUUUACCUCAAUAUAACAGACAUUUUCUGGUGGAAGAACUGUACAGAAUAUUCAUGGUUACAUGAAGAUAAACCUUUCUGAUUUCAAUUGACCCAUGUCCUCUCCACUUGCACCAUCCUCAAGGCAAAAUUCACACUUUCAGUCUCCUUGGUUACACAAAUGAUAACAUUAUCCAUCUAAAUUUCACCUGCCAUUUUAUUUCCAUGUCACCAGUUUUAUACCAAAAUAUAUAUUAAAAUUGUAUAAACGAUUCAUAGUUCCCAGAGGAUAAAUCCUGAGUGUUAGUAGCACCCUUACCUUUAUUAUUUUGUAGUCCCUCUACUGCCUCCUUCAGGGCAAAGCAUCUCUGUUACAUCUCAAUCUACUUCAAUUUAACACACACAUUUCUGGAAGAAGAACAGUUCAGAAUACUUACGGUUCCCUGAAGAUAAACCCCAAUUGUGCAGUUUCAGUCUUGUUUGUUUGCACAGGUGAUAACAUCAUCAAUGUUUCAAUGAGGUCAAGUUUCACCUGACAUUUUAUUUGGUUCUAUGUCAUCAGUUUUAUGGUGACAUUAUAAAGAUUGUCAUAAACUAUUCAUAGCUUCCUGAGGAUGAAUCCUGAGUUAUAGUGACUUGCUAACAUUUUCAUUUUGAGUUCUUCAUAUAGUCUCUGUAACAUCACUUUCAGGACUAAACAUCUGUAUUAUAUUUCAAUCUAGGUCAAUACAACUACAUUAUAUUUCUGGAGGAAGAACAGCACAGAAUACUCAUGGUUCCUUGAAGAUAAACCUUUUUGAUUUCAACUACUCGAUAUCCUCUCCACUAGCACCACCCUCAGGGCAAGAUUUGCACUUUCAGUCUUGUUUGUUUGGACAGGUGAUAACAUGACUAAUAUCUCACUGAGGCCGAGUUUUACCUGCUAUUUUUUUGUUUCCACGUCACCAGUUAUGUAGAAGUAGCUAUACAGGACUUGAUUUGCAAAUGAAGAUUUCAGGUCUUCUUUUAACAUUCAGAUCAGACAAAAUUUGAGUGGAUCUGCAUGCAGGGGAACAGUACGAUCUGCCAUUGGUGAGUCACCAGCCACCACUGAUUUGCAUGAAGAAGACCUCGACUUUCACCUGCUCGUUUUCUCAACAGUUGCGCCUUUCAGUCGCUGCCCUGCAGCUCAAAGGAAAUAAACGGCGGCAAACUGCUAUUAGUGAGACACUCGUGUGUUAUGAGUCACUGGUUUGGCAGGUGGAGGCAGUUAAUGAAGCUCUGAGUUCUACAUUUUCUACAAUGAGGGACUGAGUGCAUGGAAACUUCCUCUUAUCCGAGCUCCUGCUGUUUUCCAUGUUACAGUGAAGUGAGACCUAAACGCAAAGCAGCUCUGCAGAAAUGAGCCAGGCAGCUGACGAUCUGCUGAUCAUCUACGAGACCGAGGCGAAGCAAUGGGCGACCUACCUGCAGUCCCUUUUCGCCGGUUCCAUCCCAGAGGCCGGGAUCUGCUGCUACGACAUCGCCACGGUGUCCAGCCGGAGGGACGACUUCCUCAGGCUGUCCCGCUACACCUGCAAGCUGCUGAUCCUUUCUAAAGGCAUGCUGGAGAGCCUCUGCCCGAUGCAACGCUUCUUCCUGGGCCGGGUGUUGAGUCCGGCGGCCCAUGUGGUGGUGCUGCUGUGCGGGGUGGAUUCCCUGACCCCUCUGCUGGAGCUGGUGCCCCUCAACGGCGACAAGUGCCUGCAGAUCUCCAGCGAACAAGAUGCUGCAGAGUACCUGUCCGCUGUGACCGACAUCGUGAGAAAAGGUGUAUCAGCCUCCGCAGCAAAUGCCAACCUCUUGACACGUAAACCAUCAGGAUCAGAGCAGAAGGCGGAACAAACGCAGUCAACUGGAACUGACAGUGCCAGAUCCAGCUUAAUGGUCAUUCCUCCCAGAGUUCCCUGCGGGAGCUCCGCGGAGGUUUUCAUUCUUUUGAGGAAUGAGGCGGCCGCUAGCAACGCCGAGGUUGAGUUUAGAGGCGAAAACCAGACGCUGAGACUGAAGCCUGUCCGCUGGAACGAGCGAAUCCUGUGUGUCAGUGCUCCAGAUUUUCCAGCAGGGAAUGUAAAAGUGACCAUUUUCGGUGGCGGAGUGGCUCUGAAAAGCGCACAGCUGCAGUACUACAGCAGCAUGGAGGAGAUCACCUGCCUUCUGUCGAGGGUAGCAGACCCUGUAGAUUUCAUGUGUCAGGCUCUUCAGGUGUCCUCUGUGGACAAGCUGGAUCAGAAGUUGGCCUCCAUGCUUUUGGAGGCAAUGCCCACCGGAGGCUUUCAGGCACUGCAGAGUGAAAACACACCUGAAAGAGAGCUCCACCAUGCAGAUGUCCCCUCGCUCCUUCACUUCGCUGCUCAGUAUGGAUUAAGGAGCGUCUCCAGCCUCCUUCUGCAGUGUCCAGGUGCUGACCGAGCGCUGCACACGGCCAAUCGCCAUGGACAGACUCCCACUGAGAUUGCCAAGAGCCACGGCCACACAGAGCUUCACGUCUUAUUGAAAGAGACGCUGAAUACGUUGAACUCAGGCGAGGACAAUGGUGAUUCCAGUGUCUACGAAAUGAUGUGCAACGCAGAUGUACAGAAACAGCAAGGCGGCGAGGAUAAAGAGGGGGAGGAGGAGGAUCUGUACGCGCCACUGGGGAUGAAUGAUGAAUAUGACACCUUCCUGAACUCCACAAAAGCGGUGCUCGUUGCCAAUCGCCCACCAGCACCCACACCUCGGCCCGAGAGCACCCAGGUGAAGGAGAGCGAAACCCCGUACAUCGCUCAAGUGUUCCAGCAGAAGACGCUACAGAGUGAUGCUGAUCUCUACUCACUUCCCACUAAACAAGCACGCGGUCGAGACGACAGAAAGAAUUCAACCUACGACACCUUUGAGCCAAACAGAAUCCAGCAGCUCAUUGAGCAGAGAAGGAAGUCAGGUUUACUCACCGUGGACGACGCUGCUGAGAAGGCCACGGACGGCAGGCAGCAGGAGAAGUUGAGUCAUCGGAGAGCCAGUAUCAUCAACAACAGAGCGGAUGAUGACAGUGUAUACGAUAAAAUCAACAUCGUUCAUCAGGCGCCAAGUGUUACGGUGAAUGAAAGUCGGAGAGGAAGCCAAACAGUGGAGUCGGAUUUUUACAGCAAGCCACUGAAAGGACAGCAGUCAUAUUUCUUUCGGAAAGCCGACAAACGAUGAAAGGCUCCAUCACCCAACAAAGAUCCCAUUACUUCACCAAUUGUACCACAUCUAAUCUGAUUAAACAACAAAAUGUUUUCUUUUUAAACUUAUAUUAUCAUCUUUGUUUUAUUUUUCAGCCUAUUGAGAAGUGAAAUGAUAAAUAUUGAUGAUAAAGUUACAUGUAAUAUGCAGCAUAUGAAUGCAAAUGCACUUUUUCAGUGCUUUUCAAUCCUAAUUUUGUAAAAUGGGUGUCUACAGCUACUGCUUUUUAUAAUUUCAAAGAUUAACCCUCGUGUCGUCCUGCAGGUCAAAAUUGACCCGUUUUAGUUUGAAAAUGUGGAGAAAAAUAUACAAUUUCACAGUGAAAACUUCCGUAUUUUCAACAUUUUUGGGAAAUUCUUUAACAUUUUUCGGUGGAAAAUAUGUUAAAAAUGUUUAAGAACAUUCACACAAAAAAUCAACCAAAAUCCAGCAAAUUUUGCUGGAUUUUGGUUGAUUUUUUUGUGAAUGUUUUUAGAGAAAAUAUUACAAGUUUUACUGAUAUAUAUGGAAUCACUUUAGAUAUUUGUAGGAUCUUUUUGGAGUGUUUUACUCAUUUAAAAAAAAAAUAUUUACAAGAAUUUUCUUGACAAAUUUGAGAGACUUUUAAAAAAAUAACAUUAAAGGAAUUAUUGGAAUUUUCUUCUUGAAGGUUUUGCAAUUUUUCAGAAAUUUGGGGAGUUUUUUGCUGAAUUUGUAGAUUUUUUUCAGACAAGGAAAACAAUAUUUUGCCCAUCAAUGAGGACAACAGGAGGGUUAAACUACAUAAAAAAUGUUCUUUUUAAAAAAAAAUCUCUGUACUGAACUUUUCAAUAUUUGCAGCAAUUUUAAAGUGAAUCAGGAGUUAAAAAGUCGUGCAGAAUAAAAUCUGUCAUGUUUAAUGUCAAGCUUGAUUGUCAUGUGCCAGUGCUCCGGGGAAAACAAAUUAUUUCUCCAGAACUUUACCCUCCAGAGGGCGCCAUAUCUCUAAAUAUACCCAUGUCUCGGCUCAGGCUGAAAAAACGGAGACAUCUGGUGAGCACAGAAGCACCUGCUGACCUCCUGUUGGCUGGGAGGCAAGCAAUGUGGGAAAAAAAAAAAAAAAAAAUGCAUCCAUACAUGCUUAAAAAUGUAAACGGAAAGUAAAAACACUCACGCAGAAGGUGAGAACAUCAGUGAAGGGGUUUCUUGCAGUGCCUGGUUUGCAAACAGGAAGCAUGUGUUCGGUGUGUUGGUCACAGAUCCUUGCGUCAGCCAAGAAACGUCAGGAUUAAUCUGCAAAUUAAGCACCAUGGGAGGAAAAUGAAACGUGCAGAACUAUAAGUGGACUCGCUGGGGUAAAUAUAGAAAUGUGAGGGUUAAAUUAAAGGUGAUUUGUGGGAGAAUCGCUUUGCUCUGGACUUCUGAAUGAUAAACACUGACUCUCUUUACUUGUCAAAAAUCUAAAUUUGCUGUCAUAUGCAAACUAUUUGGGAACUGGCACAAAUGCACACGCUCUUUCCCACACACACACACACACACACACACACACAGACACACACCAGUUUGUUGGUACAGGCCUGCCUGUGCCUGAAUGAAUGAAUAAGAGCUGCAUGGGGAAUUCAGUGAAUGCACGGCUAAAUCCAAGCUCGGUCUUGAAACCCAGGCAGAGGCUGAGCUGUGUGCCAACAAAGCAGCUGGGUACACGCCGGGCACAUUUUUCUGUUCAAUCAUGCUCUUUGUGAAUAAUAUGUAUUAAUGCCGUCCCUACUUAGACCUGCCAGUUAGCCUUUGGAGAUGAUCCGGCUUCAGGACCCCAUGGCAUUUGAGGCAUAUGUUUGCCUGUCACCUGCUGAGUGUAUUUCAGCCGGUGCGUCAGGCAUGGCCACCGAGAUAGGCCCUCCGAUCACUGCGUAUGUAAAUGUCCCACCACAAGGAACGAUUCCCAUGUCGCCGAGAGACAAGGAGAUAGAGAACUUCAGUGACAUGUGUCGCCCACACCGGACAUGCUUCUAUACGUAGGCAGCACACAUCAAAGACAAAGGAUCAAAGACAGACUGUGUCCCUGCAUUGUAUGAGCAUUUUCAGAAAAAAAUAAUCCUCACAAUAUUUCUGAAAUGCAAAUGAUUCAGACUGUCAUGAUGAUGUAAUUUGUUUGUUGUUGUGAAUUUCUUCUUUUCAUAUCUAAAUGCAGCAAUGGUUACAAGUGGAUGCAAUUUUGAGCAUUUAUAUUUUGCAAAAAAACAGCAAAUUCUAAUUUGGAAGCCUAAAUGUCAGCAGUGCUUUGCAGUUUUUAGUGUGUAAUAGUUUUUACAGGCCGUCUGUAUUUAACUGGUCUGGUAUAGGAGACUAUUCUGCACCUCAGAAUGAUCUGCCCAACAUGCUAUAAUAAUGUAAAAGCAUUCCCAAUACAUUACUCACUUUGAGUAAUCCAAUAAAACACAUUGUAAAUAACAUUUAGGAGCAUGCAUUGAGUCAUCUGUAGUGAAAUACAUUUUAAAAGUAACCUUCUCAACACUGAAAAACUGGUAAUGAGGUACAGUUGGACUAUUCAGCAGCACAGAAUGGUCUGACUCUACCUCACCAACUCUUUUUAAGACCCAUAUGUCAAUAAGAAUAUGCUUAAACUAUAAAAGAAAGGGAUAAAACUAUUACAAGUAUAAAUGUGUGUGCAGAUAAUUGACUUGAGAGCACACAGUUGUAGUCUUCUGUUGUCUUUAUUCUGAGGAACGUAAAUCCAAUAUUUACUUUGCUUUUAGCUCUUUUUUGGUCUCCAUCUCCAGAUGAAACUAUCUGGUUCUUCAGCUGCUAAAUGAUUCACUGUGUUCACUAGUUGGAGCUAACGUGGGUUUAUUGGAACAUUUUAACUCCUUUUUUCGUAUUCAAACAGUGAGAAUUCACUAAACCAAACCAGCAAGUUGAAGGAUAAAAACAAAAUGAUCUGUAGAGCUGAAGGGAACCAGUGAUAAAUGUAUGUGCAUGUUUAUCAAUAUGGAGAGGGUUACUUUGAAUGUAUUUCACUACAGAAUACAGAACAUGCUUUUAAAUGUAAUUUUCAACAUUAGAUAUGACAUUCACAUAAUACUUCCUCCUAAACUACAGCUAAUCUGAAUGGACAUUAUAACACUUUUGUCUGGCAAUAAAAUCCAAAAUCCAAUGUUUACUUGACCUUUUACUCCACAGAAUCAAGUGGACACUAAUAAUCUAAAUGAAUAUUAAACUAUGUCAAACUACA
Acanthochromis polyacanthus (spiny chromis) is the source of this 7545-nucleotide messenger RNA. RefSeq names its product B cell scaffold protein with ankyrin repeats 1. Gene Ontology annotation, biological process: negative regulation of B cell activation; negative regulation of phosphatidylinositol 3-kinase/protein kinase B signal transduction; B cell activation. The transcript has 17 exons. Lineage: Eukaryota; Metazoa; Chordata; Actinopteri; Pomacentridae. Gene Ontology annotation, molecular function: signaling receptor binding; protein tyrosine kinase binding. The record is from RefSeq and is a predicted model, not a curated record. The coding region runs from base 2514 to 4331 and encodes 605 amino acids.